Nelumbo nucifera (sacred lotus) is the source of this 1134-nucleotide messenger RNA. RefSeq lists its product as uncharacterized. NCBI's taxonomy places the organism in Eukaryota, Viridiplantae, Streptophyta, Magnoliopsida, Proteales, Nelumbonaceae. Gene Ontology annotation, cellular component: endoplasmic reticulum membrane. The record is from RefSeq and is a predicted model, not a curated record.
UCUCGUUUUUCUUUUAGCGGGUUCCAAGUUGUAGCUCUGUCUUCUUUCUUUCUUUCUUUCUUUCUUUCUUCAAUCAUUCUCUCAUGGUGUCUCCCCUCGCAUCACGCGUCAUCUCGUCUUGCUUCUGUUGAUAUUUUUCCUUGUGUAAUCGAGUAGAUAGAUAGAUCUAGGGGAUUUGAUCGUGUUGUUAAUGGUGGAUGUGGAUUGAGAUUUUUCGUCUUGUGGUAGGGAAGAAAUACAGAGAAUGUCGAAGCUGUACGUUCAUGCGGUGCCCCCGCCAGAUCUGAACAAGAACACGGAGUGGUUCAUGUACCCCGGUGUAUGGACCACGUACAUCUUGAUCCUCUUCUUCUCGUGGCUCGUGGUGCUUUCCCUCUUCGGAUGCACCCCUGGCAUGGCGUGGACUAUUGUCAAUCUUUGCCAUUUCGUCGUCACUUAUCACUUCUUCCACUGGAAGAAGGGAACUCCAUUUGCUGAAGAUCAAGGUAUCUAUAAUGGAUUGACUUGGUGGGAGCAGAUAGACAAUGGAAAGCAGCUUACUCGCAAUAGAAAGUUCCUGACUGUCGUACCUGUGGUUCUGUACCUGAUAGCCUCGCAUACAACAGAUUACCAACAUCCGAUGCUUGCUCUCAACACUCUUGCUGUCUUCAUUCUGGUGGUUGCCAAGUUCCCAAACAUGCACAAAGUCCGGAUUUUCGGAAUCAAUGGAGACCAUUGACUUUGGGUUUACCUUGCAAUGAUCAUUCUGGUGGUUGCCAAAGUUCCAUAGGUGCACAAUGUCUCAAUCUUUGGAAUGAAUGCCAGAUCAUUGGGUUUGCCUUUGCCAUAUAUGAAUAGAUACUUUGGUUUUACUUUUGUAGAAGUGUUGAUCUUUUCUACUUGAGAUGGUUAUAUCCCUGUACAGAAGUCUGAACUGGAAAGGGUACUUGUUUCUCCUCUUUGAUAAGUGCGAGUUUUGCAUCAACUGUCUUGACAAAAAACUUUAUCCCCUUUGUUAAAUAUAAAACAAAAAUAAGUGUAUCGAGCCCCUGUUGUACAACUAAGAAUCAGCACAACUUAACGAAGCUUUGUCCCAACUAUUGGAUUUAUAGCUGUACAUUUGAGGAAACUUGUCGAAUUUAGAGAAUUUUUUGC